Nicotiana tabacum (common tobacco) is the source of this 1248-nucleotide messenger RNA. RefSeq lists its product as uncharacterized. Lineage: Eukaryota; Viridiplantae; Streptophyta; Magnoliopsida; Solanales; Solanaceae. The record is from RefSeq and is a predicted model, not a curated record.
AUGAAGUGAUAUUUUCACUCUCUCUUAUCCGCAGCACACAGCCGUGAAAUAAGGCGUCUCGAGAUGAGCAGGCUUGCUGUAUGCGGCCCUUCGGCGAGCCUAUUACCCAUUCAAAGCCCCUGCUCCUCUUCCAGUACCUCUAUUUGCCAUUGGGCUCCGCGUUUAAGGAGGAAGGCGCAUUUGAGAAGAAAGGCGACAGUAUUCUGCUCGGCAGAUGAAGUGGAUUUCAAGGUGCUCACCUCUGUCACAAGUAGUUAUAAUAACAUAGUUAUCCUCGACACUCCCGACUCACGUGUGCUGCUUCUUGACUCUUCCAAUAAUGUGCAUAGCAUUCUUCACAAGGGAAAGAAAUGGACUGAUGCAUAUUGGGAUGAGUUUGCCACCUUGCCGGCCAUUGUUCCAAGGGGUCCCAUCGCUAUUUUUGGCCUGGGGGGCGCAACUGCUGCACAUUUGAUGCUUGAACUAUGGCCUUCUUUGCAGCUUGUUGGAUGGGAGAUAGAUGAAAUUUUGAUUGAAAAAGCAAGAGAAUAUCUUGGGCUCUCUGAUCUGGAGAAACAUAAUGAAGGUGGCGGUGUAUUGGAAGUUCAUAUUGGAGAUGUAUUUUCUCCAUCUGUUACUAUUCCUGGAGGUUAUGCAGGUAUAAUAGUUGAUUUGUUUUCUGAUGGAAAGGUUUUGCCCCAACUGCAAGAGGUCACAACUUGGUUGGAGAUGAAUAAGAUGUUGAUGCCCAAUGGUCGGCUCAUGGUGAAUUGUGGUGCUGCUACCAAAGAAUGGUCUAAUACUUCUUCUGAAAUGAUCCAACCAGAAAUUUCCGAAAAGGAUGAUCCUAGGGAACUAAACGCAACUAUCAACGCAUUAUGCAAGGCAUUUCCUGGGCAGGUAAGCUGGAAAAAGUUGCCAAAGAGAGCAGGAGAAAAUUUUCUUGCGCUGACAGGACCAUUACCAGAUUUGGCUAUUUGGUCUGCUCGUUUCCCGGAUCAAUUAAGCUCAAGUGUCAAAGAAUGGAGAAGUUGCAUGCCUUCGUGAUUUUUGACAUUGGAACUUGAUUAAGCUGUCCUUCGUGCCAAUAGAAAAGGAGAUCUUCCUUUCCCGGUUUUUAUUUUCGUGUAAGUGACUCUUUUAUCAGAAGGAAAGCAAAGGGAUGCAACCUGUAUAUAUUGGCCCACAGGCAACCAUCAGACACUACCUAGUCACCCUUAAUCCCUCUGUGAGUAGCCUGUUUCUAUCUUGAUUUGCAGUAGUCUCCAA